AGCAACGGAGAGUGCGAGACAUGUCCGCCCGUACGACCGCACCCAGCGACCCAGGCGACCACCAAGCGCGCCGCCAGGAACAGGAGGACGCCAUCAUGGUCCGGGCCUUCCAGCAAGUAAUCAGUGGGUCGAGCUUGAGCCCAGUUGGGCUGGAGCCCGAGCCCGCACCCUCCGAGACCUACAAUGGGAGUUCCUCCAACCCAGCAGAACCCACAGCGGACCCAAGUCCACAAGCUUUGAGCUCAAGUAAGAGGAGGAAGUACAGGGGAGUGAGACAGAGGCCAUCGGGGAAAUGGGCAGCCGAGAUUCGAGACCCCCACAGAGGCAUAAGGGUAUGGUUGGGCACUUUCGAGACAGUGGAGGAGGCGGCCAGGGCUUACGAUGCAAAGGCUGUGGAGUACCGAGGAGCUCGUGCUAAGCUCAAUUUCCCCGAUGACACUCUACCUCUUUACCAGGCAGCGUUGCCUAUCCCUCGAGCUCCUGAGAAAUUCAAUUAUCAAUUCGAAAGCCAGCCUUACCAACCGCAUCAACAAAGUACUGAAUUACGGGAAGUUGGAAGCACAUCAGCAUCCAUUUCUUCACAGGGCGAUGCGCAAAUCAACGAGCAAGUAAAUGUGCAGUAUCAGCAAACUGUGCAGACCAGCGAUUACCCCGUAUGGGACAUGGUUCCCAAUUCGAGCAGUUGUGAGCAUUACUAUAGUACCUAUGAGUCCUUCUCUUCAGAGAGUGAAUUUUAUGGCUCCCUUUCAGCGCCAUUGCCACAACAGAACCAAACUGAAGGAUUACCUGUAUCCUUUGCUACAAUUCCUCUGGAUCAAGACUGGAUUUUUACCAACCCUUUGGAUGAGUUUCCUUUUGUUGCAACCACUAGGCCACCAGAUCACAUUCCGUGAUUGCGAAAACAUUGAUCCUUUUAACUCAAGUAAGCGAAGAAGGAGAGGCCGAAGCAGCAAUCGGUUUGUGUUUAUAUUUUAGAACUAGAGAGAGAAAAUUAGAGCAGGAACCUAGAGGUAGAGAGAGAAAGUUAGAGCAAGAAGCAGAGAAGAAAUUUGUUUUUCGUUUUGAAGUAGAGAGAGAAAAUUUGUUCAUUUGUUGGAGGAAACCUGAGUUUUAACAGGCUUCUGAAACUUUCUGAAUUUGAUUUGAAUAG
Messenger RNA from Amborella trichopoda, 1150 nucleotides. RefSeq lists its product as uncharacterized. Gene Ontology annotation, molecular function: DNA binding; DNA-binding transcription factor activity. The record is from RefSeq and is a predicted model, not a curated record. NCBI's taxonomy places the organism in Eukaryota, Viridiplantae, Streptophyta, Magnoliopsida, Amborellales, Amborellaceae. Gene Ontology annotation, biological process: regulation of DNA-templated transcription; ethylene-activated signaling pathway.